AAGCUUCUAUUCCAAAUGGUUUAUUAGAAAAUUAUACUUCCAAACCUUCUGAAAAGCUUCCAUUGUUCUUUAAAUCUUCUAAGAGCAUGUCUUUGCCCAAAUAUAUUAAUAUUAAAUUUUGA
This is a messenger RNA of Funneliformis mosseae, 122 nucleotides long. The record is from the annotation of a GenBank genome assembly. NCBI's taxonomy places the organism in Eukaryota, Fungi, Glomeromycota, Glomeromycetes, Glomerales, Glomeraceae.